GUCAAAUGAAUUGCGCUGCUGCUUUUCCUCGAUGCGUAUAGGGUAAAAUCGACGCUGAUGAGGUUUUAAUGAAAAAACUGAAACUGCUGUUUACUCGCUCGUAGUUAUUGCUGGAAAACAGAUAUAAGCGAAAAUGGCUGGUGAGCAGCAGAAGCAGGGCGCAAACUUCCUAUCUUCAUACGAUUCCUCGGAUGUGAAACUGGUGGAAACCACUGCGCGGCAGCUAUUUGAGGAGCGCGAAUGGAACAAUAAUCACGACCAACACGCGAAAAUGAAUCGCGAAACAGAAGCAACACCGCAGUCAACUACAGCAGCACAACAGGUCGUGCACUACGUGCUGCAGUGCAACACGCAUUACCACGUGACCAUUCCGAGCACUGCGUCCGGUGCGCCUAGUUGUGGCGGCAAGAACGACUACCAGUCGGGCUUCUUUACGCAAUUGGGACAAUCUGAGCAUGCUUUUGUCGGACAUCCAGACGAUGGGUACGCGACGUCGGGCAACACCUGGUAUGAGGAAGUGCCGAUGGACCGUGCCUGGAAUGAUUUACAAACUGCCGUUGCCACUGCGGCAACUGUAUGCGGACCUGAAGUAGAAGCGGCAGAUAGUGGCAAGAAAAAUGAUGCAGAUGGAGUUGGCGAGGGUGGGGAGGGCGCUGUCGGGCGGACCACGCCGCAGGGAGAAAAAUAUCCCCUUGCGCAAGGGCAAGAAUCGAAGGUCGCCACCGCAGAUGACUCGUCUGCCGUUUCGGAACUGUUCAUGCAAGGAUGUUUGAACUACAGUUCACCAGAGGACACUAAUCAGAACCUGCGGGAAGAAAACCAGACGCUCCGCGAAAAGAAUGAGGACCUUAGCAGAAGAAACGAUGAACUACUGGCCCGCGUCGGGCGCUUGGAAGUGGAUCUGGCUGCCUACGUGAAAGGAGCAACAUCAAGCAGUGACUCACCCUGGUAUGAAAUUACCGACAGAUUGCGAGCCCAGGAACAUCACGUGAACACGGCCGAGAGAACACAAGCCGAGCCGUUUCUGAUGCGAACAACGCUGCCAGCGGCAGCGGAGAACUGCUUCCAGGAAGGGAGAAAGGGCGGUGAGCGUGCGAAGGCUUUGGAAGACGGCAAACCCGGACACGGGAAGGGCAAGGCAGUUAACUGGGAUGUCUUUAAUGGCGGUAAAAGAAGCACGAACAAUGUCACAGCAGUAUUAGCGGGCAAAAACAAGAACAGGCAAUGCACUAGCGCAGGGUUGAAGGGAAAAUCUUGGAAUCCAGCUGGCUACGUGAAUUCUAAUUUGGGUGGUGAAACCAGCACCGCUAAGCUGUUGUCUGAAUCGUUACGACUGGAGCAGGAAAAGAACCAGCUUACGGCGCAAUUACUGGCUCUAGAUCCAGUAUCUGAUCGCGUCGACAGCAGAAAUCAGUGGCACGGCCCGCCGCUACCUUCUACUGCUCGCAGAAACAGAAGCACAGGAGAACAAAGCACCGCUGCAAAGGAGCAAACGCGCUUGCUAAUACUGGCGAAGUUUCGCCGCGACCUGAGAGAGAAAGAAGAAGCGCAAAAGCGCGGCCCCUCCGGUUUCAAAACUGUACUGGCCCCGGAGGGGAAAUGCAAAACUGCAACGUCACGUCCUCCGCAGGCGAAAAAGCCUCCGCCUGCCAUCAGGUCAAAGGAGAAGGCCGGACAAAACCACAGGGAGUUCGAAGCCGGCGAAGAGAAGCGUCGCGAGCCGGCCGUUUUACGUGGAAGGUUCUAUCCAGAACGACCAAAAGACAUCGUAACUGAAUUGAAGACCUGGCUCACACAAUUUUCCAAGCAAGCCGAGGAACGGAAAACGAAAAUGCUAAUCGCGACGCAGACCCCAGCACCCUCUGCAACCGGAGGAGCGGAGCCAAGCGGAGCAAGCGGCGACGCGCACAUAGCAGCAUCUGCUUCUACACGAGCGUCCUCUGCUGGGUCUGACGGAGGAGGACGAGCGGGCGACCAGGAAGAAAUAGCAGAAAUAACACCGCUUCGAGGUUUGUAGUAGUUUGGAGCCAGUUGAGAAGUAGGAUGUGCAAAAUCGAACAAGAUACCGGCAUUAGCAAAAGAGCUUUACCGCGCAAAAGCACGAUUUUAUUUUACCGCGCAAAAGCACGAUUUUAUUAAAAAAUCCGCUGUGUUUAUUUUUACCGCUUGACGCAGCCACAUAGAUACAGUUCUUUAUCCGCUGGAAUACGAGAAAAUACAAAGCUUUUGUUGUUCACGACACUCACCAUUGAUGCGCGCCUAGUAC
Amoebophrya sp. A120 is the source of this 2266-nucleotide messenger RNA. Lineage: Eukaryota; Dinophyceae; Syndiniales; Amoebophryaceae. The record is from the annotation of a GenBank genome assembly.